AUGGAUGUCACCCGCCUGCUCCUGUCCACCCUACUAGUCUUUCUAUGCUUCCUCACUGCCUGCAGCCACCUGGCACUUGAGGAAAAGCCCAAAGAUGACAGAUGCCUGAGGAGCAACUCCUCCAAGAAUCUACUGGAUUUCCCCUCUGUCUCUAUUGUGGCACUGAACAAGAAAUCCAAAACAAUCAGCAGAAAAGAAGCAGAAAAAAGGAAAAGAUCUGCCAAGAAAAAGGCUUCGAUGAAGAAGAAAGUGGCGCGGCCCCGGCCCCCGCUGCCAGAGCCCUGCGUGGCCACCCGCGACAGCUGCAAGCCUCCGGCGCCUGCCUGCUGCAAACCGUGCGCUUCCUGCCAGUGCCGUUUCUUCCGCAGCUUCUGUUCCUGCCGCGUGCUCAACCCCAACUGCUGACCGCGCCCCUCCCCCGCAGUGGGCUGGGACUGGGCUCCCGAGAUCUGGGGGCGCUUCUAGGCCUGGGGAUCUCUCGAAGGUGUGGCUUUCUGGGACUGGGUGCGGUGGAGCUUUAAGGAGGCAGGGCUUCCAGGAGAAAGAGCUUUUCGCUAAAACCACAAUACAGUAUCUGAAGGUUGCCGGAA
Messenger RNA from Heterocephalus glaber (naked mole-rat), 590 nucleotides. It is a transcript of the gene Asip, whose product is annotated as agouti signaling protein. Gene Ontology annotation, cellular component: extracellular region. NCBI's taxonomy places the organism in Eukaryota, Metazoa, Chordata, Mammalia, Rodentia, Bathyergidae. The record is from RefSeq and is a predicted model, not a curated record. Gene Ontology annotation, biological process: hormone-mediated signaling pathway; melanosome organization. Gene Ontology annotation, molecular function: melanocortin receptor binding; neuropeptide hormone activity.